AUGUGAAGCUGACCCAGAUAUACUACCAAGAACACACAACUUUGGAGUACAUUAUCGAGACUUUUACCAAAUGUGCCAACAAGAUUGUCCUGCACUAUUUUUGCAAAUGGCUUUUCAGUGCUGUCAGAUUGAACCUGCAUCCCGUCCAUCUUUUGAAGAACUGACUCAAAAACUUGAACCACUACUUGGUCAGCUUCUUACUUUAACAGCAAGACACUGUCCCAGAAAAGUAAAAGGUCUGCAGCUAUGUAUGGCUGUGUACCCAGUUUGUCAUCGUCGAUCGUUGUCAGAUGAUACCUUUAAACUCUUGCGCAAUCAAAUGGGUGAGACAUUAUGUGUGCCAAGUGUCCCAACAGCAGCUCAUCCAGUUACCACAUUGGCCGGCUCAGCUGCUGUUACACCUCAGGAAAUUGUUGAGAAAAUGAGUGCAGCUGACCCUUACUUCCAGCCAUCUACUGGCACAGUCAAUCCUUUUGCGCAGCUAAAAUUACCUGCCCGGUCACAGUUGGCUCUGCAAGAAGGUGGCCGUUAUUGUCUUUCUCUACCAGAUUAUCCUGAUCUUCUAGUACACUCGCCGAGCUUAGAGUCCAAUAAGCAUAUUCAUACAUCAGAUUCUUGCUUAUGUCCUCAUGCAUCUCCUGCUCAUUGUCAGUGCCAUGUGAACAAUAGACAAUUCUCAUCUCAAGUUGACAAUAAUAGAAAACAUUGCCAGUGUGUGCACAGUGCAAAAAAGUCAAAAACUAUUGAAAGAGAUGUGACAGAUUGCAAGUGUAAGUUGACUAGAGUAUCUAGUGUUGAUGUUGACCCAUUGGUGUGGCACCAAGACUUGUGUAGGCCUUCAGGGCAAGCAGACGAUGAAGGAUCAGCCAAUAGCAUCCCACGUUCAGAUCCAGGAAGUGGGGGUGAAGGAGGAAAUACAGUAUUACAAAAUAAUCACCUUGGAGGACCGGUUCGUCGCCGAGGCUCAGGAGAGAGUGGGUUUUUCAGUGUUGGUGAUAUUGAAAGAGUCGGUACCCCAGAACUUUGCCUGUCUUUUUCAGAACUGAGUACUGCCUCUUUAAUGUCUACAGAAGAUGAUGAUCCUGGUCAUCAGUGUUUUGUGCAAAGAUCAUCAUCUGUUGUCACUGAUAGCUCAGAAGACCUAUCUAGUCUGGGUUGCUGCCAUGACCCUCAAAACUCUUGUGAUCUCUCUUCUUUAUGUGAGAGUGAGGAUGUUAUGCCUGGUAGCCGUUUGUCAGAUUAUGAGGUUGAUACUGAUAUCCGCCAAAUAGUAGAUUUCUUCGAGAGAAAUGUUGGGUCUGGCUCAGGAUCUGAGGCUCCUAGACGCACAUCUUCUCGAGUAAGGCAGGGGUGUCUAGUACCCUUGUUAACACACAAAUUUAGUGCUCUACAUGCUGGUCAUAGAUUGAUCAGUGUAACAAGCCCUCCAUGUCCUGUUCAUCAUACUACUAGCAACUCAAAUGCUGGCAAUAAGUCAUAUAGCACCAAAGAUUGUGCAACACCAAAGUCCUGCCGACAGCCUUGUUCACGGGCUGAGCGGCGUGAUACAUUUCGGGUCAAAGACAGACCAAAAGUUUACAUAACAGAGGGUACCGUCCGUGCAAAGCGCGAUAUAUUUGAAGCAAAAUGAGCAAAGUGAAAUAUAUUUUCUUUAUGCAAUGUUUUUUAAUAUACAUUGUUGACAUUUUUGUUUCCUAGUCACAAGCUUAAGUGUUUUGUGAUAAACUAACUUUUUUUUUAUCUAGGUAUGUGAAAUAAAAAAUAAAGCCUCACAAAUAAUCUUCAUUAUCCUAGCAGUAGCAGUGUAAAUUUAGUAAUUUAUUUUUGAUAAUGAUGUAUUAAUAUUUUCUCCUGAUAAAAAAUUUAGUACUGUAUAUAAUUUUUAAAACCCCUAUAAUUAUUGAAGCCAUCAGUAUUUCUAAGAACAAUUGUUAGGGAUAUGUUGAAUAGUAAUGUAAUAACUUUAAAUGUUCUAAUAUGAAAAUUAAUUUCUGAAACCUAUUUGUUUCAGACUUUGUGUAUAAUAUUUUUUUUUAUAUAAUGCAAAGUGGUAGGUUUCUGGAGGCUUCGUUAAUCCUGAAUUUGUGAAUAGUAAAUUUGGCAUGCCCGAAUUAUUGAAAAUUUUCGUAGUUUAUAUUUUGCAUGUACAUUAAUAAAAAUAAUAUAAGUAC
Molecule: messenger RNA, 2171 nt
Organism: Cherax quadricarinatus
Lineage: Eukaryota; Metazoa; Arthropoda; Malacostraca; Decapoda; Parastacidae
Source: RefSeq, a predicted model, not a curated record